Malania oleifera is the source of this 3580-nucleotide messenger RNA. Its product is annotated as putative disease resistance protein RGA3. Gene Ontology annotation, biological process: defense response to other organism. The transcript has a single exon. Lineage: Eukaryota; Viridiplantae; Streptophyta; Magnoliopsida; Santalales; Ximeniaceae. The record is from RefSeq and is a predicted model, not a curated record. Gene Ontology annotation, molecular function: ADP binding. Bases 369 to 3347 code for a protein of 992 amino acids.
AAUUUAAAGUAGGAUGGAUUUCAUUUGCAUUUGUGCAUUUGCAUUUGCAUUUGCAUUUGCUUCGGCAGUGCAUAUAAAUAUCUGCUGUUCUUGUCUUUUGUGUAAAAAAAUAGAUAAUAGAAAAGAAAAUUUUCUCCCACUUUCUUGUUUUCUCUCGGAGAUAAUUCUCUCUCUCUCUCUCUCUCUCUCUCUCUCUCUCUCUCUUUCCUUCUUCUUCUUCUUCGAUAUAAUUUAUUUUUUCACAUAGCUCAAAAUCAAACUGGGUCUGAUAAGGUAUCAAUGCUCGCCUUUCUUUUCCCUAGCUGGGCGCUUCUGAGGAUCAGUCUUCUCUAGCUAUUGCUCAUCGAAUCCAAAGCAAGGAAACUAAUAUGGCAACUGAAAUGGUUCUCAGUUUUGCAACAGAGGAAGUAUUAAAGAAGGUGGGUUCACUGGCAUCUGAAGAAAUAAAGCUUGCGUGGGGUUUCAAGGGCGAGCUCAAAAAUCUUGAAGGAUCACUGAAAAUGAUUCAAGCUGUACUGCAUGAUGCCCAGAAACGGCAAGUAAGGGAAGAGACUGUUCAAAUUUGGCUCAAGGAUCUUGAAGAGAUAGCUUAUGAUGCUGAGGAUGUUCUGACUGAAUUCUCUUACGAAAUGCUCCGACGUCAGGUAGAAAUUCAAAAUCAAGUUAUGGAAAAGGUACGCUACUUCUGUUCAUUCUUUAGCCCCAUCGUGUUCCGUAUCAAGAUGGCUCAUAAAGUGAGAAAUGUCAAUAUCUCACUGGAAAAAUCUAAGAACGACGCAAAUAGCUUUGGGCUUAUAUUGAUGUCAUCUAAAGAUCCAAUUUCUCAAAUAAGAGCGAGUCGAGAGACCAACUCCGCCGUAGAUGAUUCAAAAUUUGGAAGGGAAAAUGAUGUAUUAAAUAUAGUAAACAUUGUGACUAGCUCAUGCAGUAAUGGUCUCUCUGUAAUUCCAAUAGUGGGUAUGGGAGGCAUCGGGAAGACUACGCUUGCUCAACUAAUCUACAAAAAUGAGCGAGUAAAAGUGCAUUUUGACGUGAGAAUUUGGGUCUGUGUAUCUGAAAAUUUUGAUGUUAAAAGGAUUCUAAAAGAGAUUUUGGAAUCUCUUACCAAGGAAAGUUGCGGGAUUGAAAAUUUAGAUAUCAUCCUUGAAAACAUUAAGGAUAAGUUGGAAGGGAAAAAAUAUCUUCUUGUAUUAGAUGAUGUUUGGAAUGAUGUUGAGAAUAAGUGGGAAGAUUUCCGAAAUCGUCUGCUGCCAGUGAGUUCAAAAAAAGUGGGAAACAGCAUUGUUGUGACUACUCGAAGCCACAACGUGGCUUCAAUUAUGAAGACACUUAGUCCUCAUCACUUGGGGAAACUAUCAGAAGAAAAUUGUUGGGCGAUAUUUGAGAGAAUGGCAUUUGUAGAUGGUGGAGCACUGAAGACUCAAGAUUUUAUUGAUAUAGGAAGGGAUAUUGUGAAAAAAUGUGGGGGCGUGCCACUAGCAGCAAAGGUGCUGGGAGGGAUCAUGCGUUUUAAGAGGGAGAAGCAAGAGUGGUUGUCCAUUUUGGAAAGUGAAACAUGGAAUUUACCAGAAAGUGAGGAUGGGAUCAUAGCAGCAUUGAAGUUGAGCUUUGACAAUUUGCCAUCAGCUUCUUUGAAACAAUGCUUCGCAUACACUGCAAUUUUCCCCAAGGAUUAUGUCAUUGAGAGAGUAAAACUAAUCCAACUAUGGAUGGCUCAAGGAUUUCUUGAGUCAUCUCAAGAGUGCCGUUUGGUGAUGGAAGACAAAGGUAAUGUGUACUUCAAUGUCCUGUUGCAGAAUUCCUUGUUUCAAGAUGUUGAAAGGGAUGAAUGUGGGGAUAUCGAAACAUGCAAGAUGCAUGAUCUUGUGCAUGACCUUGCGCAAUCCGUUUCCAAAUCUGAAAUCCUGGUUUUGGGGGACGGAUAUCAGGGGAAUGAAAUCCCUGCACUCCGACAUUUAUCAUUGACAUAUUAUGGAGAAGGAAAGCAAAUAGUUAGGAAGGGCAAAGGUAAAAAAUUACGCACCUUAAGGGUUGUUAAUUUUUCCGAUGAGGAAGUAGUUUACCCAAAAUGCUUGAGAGUUUUAGAUUUAAGCUGGAGUAAAAUUGUGGUGCUGCCAGAUUUUGUUGGGAAGUUGAAACAUUUAAAGUACCUUGAUGUCUCCCGUACUGACAUUGUAAGAUUGCCGGAUUCAAUUACCAAGCUAUACCAUCUGCAGACGUUGAAUAUAGAGUUAUGUUAUAAGCUGCAGGGGCUACCAAAAGAAAUGAGAGCAUUAAUCAACAUGAGACAUUUAGGACUUGACCCGGGCAAUGCAGUGAGAAUAAUGAAGGAUGGACCGAUUGAGAUGAGGCGGUUAAUUCAUUUGCGGACGUUACCGGUGUUUGUGGUGGGUCGGGGCAGGGGACGCCGAAUUGAAGAGCUGGAACCCUUGAACGAGCUCAGAGGACAAUUAUGGAUUUGCGAUCUACAGCAUGUGAGGGGUAAAGAAGAAGCUGAAAAGGCAAAUUUGAAGGGAAAGAAAAACAUUGAAACAUUGGUGCUUCAAUGGGGAUGGGCUAAUGGUGGUCGUGGUGAUAAUGAUGAUGUGUUGGAAGGGCUGCAACCACACUUAGAUCUGAAGCGGUUUAAAAUAUAUGGGUUUGGGGGUAUUGCUGUGUCACCAUCGUGGAUGGCGAAGUUGUUGAAUCUUCAGGUGUUCGAGAUACACUGGUGCCCUAAAUUGAAAUCCAUUCUUCCCCCAAAUUUAGAGGGCUUCCUGCCCUCCCUUCGAGAGCUGAAAGUCGGCCGGUGUGAAGAAUUGACGUCUCUGCAAUUCUGUACAUCUCUCAAGAAAUUAAGCAUAGAGAGCUGCCCAAAUCUGGAAUCCAUGCCGGCUGAUUUACUAAAAUUGCACUCCCUCUCAGAUUUAUGUAUUGGUGAGUGCAAAAGAUUGAGCAGUUUGCCAGAAGGGCUAUUGUGCUGCCUCCCCGACUUGAAGAGGCUAGUGAUCGGAGGGUUUAAUGAGGAGCUGGAUAGUUUCCCCUCACUUCUCUGCAGCACCAACCACCACCGCCACUGUCACCACCAAUUCCAGCUUGAAGGCCUAUUACUGUUUGGCUGGCCUAAGCUCAAGUCUCUGCCCAACCAUGAACAUGAACAACUUCUUCCCCGCCUCUCUUCCCUACAAUUUCUCCUGAUUGAGAAGUUUGGUCUUUUGGAAGCUCUACCGGAGUUGCUUCCGACAAACCUUCGAAGUCUAUUUCUUAAGGAUUGCGAAGACAAUGAGCAUCUGGUGGAAUCCGUGCGAAGCGUCGCCAAAUCAAGAAACUUGACUGUUAAUGGUUACAGGCCAAAUCAAGAAACUUGACUGUUAAUUAAUAGAAGAAUUUAUAUUUUCAUUUAUACUAUGCUAAAUGAGAAUUUUCUUACUUUCUUUUCAUUUCCUUUUUUUUUUUUUUUAUUUCAUUCUCUUUCUCCUCUCUUAGCAUUGAGAAAUUAUUUUGCAUUUUUUUUUUAAAUAGCGCUUUUGAAUAUUAAGUGUAUGUAAUUUAUUGAACUAAAAUAUAUAUUAUAAUACAAUUAUAUAUUAAAUUUGUUAAA